AGGCGGAAAUGGCAGCGUCGUGUGCUGUAGAGCCUUGAUCCAUGGGUAGAGCUCGUAACAGUCGGAAAAAUGUGGGAAAUUCAAACCUCACGGGUCGUCUUUUCUUGCCUGGGAGGAAAAUGAAAUUAGCAUGGAUCAAAGUGAGCAGAGGAAUGUCAGCAAGAGAGAGACUCAAAACAGUUGGGAAAGUUUAGAGUGGACAAACUGGCCAAAGGCGGUUGUGGUUGUAGAGGCCAUAUGGGAACGUGUAGGCUUUUAAAAGGAGACAGGUGUUUUUCACAGAUUAGAUAGAUUUUCUAUCUUUUAUUUUAUUUUAUUUUAUUUUAAUUAUUAUUAUUUUGAGUGCACUGAUCGACUGUGAGGCUACCGUUUGACCCAUACUCCGGAACAGUAGGUGGCGGUAGUGCUCCUUUAAGAUGGCUGCCAACCGCCGUAAAACAAGAAGAAGAAGAUCCACGGUUUGCACGUUACACUCGGCAGCUGUUUGACCUCGUUGUUCGCUGUUGGUGGCGCUGUAAUGUUAGAUUAUCUGCAGCGUCCAUAGAAGAAAAUCAUAACAUCCGCUGAUAGCUCCAUGUAGCACACAGCUGUUGGUCAUGGAGUUUCCCCAACAUUCCCAGCAGCUGUUGUCAGCUCUGCGUUCCCAGCGCCAACGUGGAUUCCUGUGUGACUGCACUGUUUUGGUUGGAAACUCCAGCUUUGUGGCUCACCGUGCUGUGCUAGCCUCGUGUUCCCCUUUCUUUCACAUGUUCUAUUCAGACUCUCCAGGAAGCAACACUGAAAAUGGCACCAAUGGCUCUGUUACUCUGGACAGUGACAUUGUCACAGCCCCUGCUUUUAGUUUACUCUUGGACUUUGUUUAUGAAGGUGUAUUAAAGGUGGAAGAGUCCCCUCCUGUUGAGGAUAUACUGGCAGCUGCCAGUUUUCUUCACAUGAAUGAAGUGGUGAGGGUGUGCAAGAAAAGACUACAAAGACGUGGCCCUGUGGCAGAGGCAGAUAGCACUCGUUCUGAAGAAAGCUCUGGUGUUACAAAGGAAUUAGCGAUGGGAAGAGAAGAGGGUGAGAACUCAUGCCAUGGACUAGAGCUAAACUCUGUUAAUGUUACAACACCUCAUUCGCUCAUUUUGCUUCCAAUAGACAAAAGUCAGCAGGAUCAUGUUAAGCUAGAGCACAGACGUGUAGAGAGAACAUGUGAAGGACAAGUUGAGCAUUCCCAGAGCCCUGAUCUUGCUGAUACGACCCAACCAGGCAUGGGCAUCUCACAUGUGCCUCCUAACAACCACCUUUUAGGCCCACACCAGUCUGCCUCAGAAAGUCAGCCUCAGUUAGGAUCUGUGGGUGAAGGAGCAGGACUAAGCAGCCCAUGUAGUACCACAGAGGCACAAAGCCACAGCAAUAACCAACAACCUUCCUCGUCAUCAUUGAUUCCAUCUGCCACAGUUCCUGGAUGUUCAGUAGUUUGGCUUCCCGGAUCAGACCUGUCACCUGGUCUACAUAUCACCAGACCAUCCCAGGACAAUGAAACAUUAAGGAAACACUCAGAGACAAGCGAUAGAGCUGAAUCUUGGGCAGGAGAGCAGAUAUCAAUGUUAAUUCAGACAGUUUCCUCACAUUGUAAGAGCACAGCACCCUCACAGCUGCAGCGAACACUUCAAAUUCAGAGUAUAACAUUAGAACAACACCCAAGAUCAGAGAUUCACAAUGCUACUGCAUCAAAACAUUUGACUGGGCAUCAAGAUGAUUAUGAAGCUGCAUUACCUAAAAAGGCCUCAAAUGUGGAGGCAAGCAUAGCUGGUGAAAAUGUAAAUAUAAAAGUCGAGGCCAUUGUUAUUUCUGAUGAAGAACAAGAAGAGGAGAAAGAGGAAGUACAAAAGGUUGUGAUGGAAGUGGAGGACGACUUUGAGGGAGACAGUCAACAAGAGGGGCUGAGAUCUCAGUAUAGCUCUGAUGCUCACUUCCAGCUUCCAGAUUAUUCAUUCCCCCUCUCCCCACCUGAUGCUGGUCCAUCUUCUCAAAGUGGCAUUGCUUCAUCUACACCACAAUCUGAAAGUACAGUCUACUUCCAGGAAUUUCAAGACUCUAUGGGAAACUUUGUGGAGGAUGUUCCAACGUGUACUGUCUGUGGAAAGACAUUCUCUUGCUCAUAUACACUUCGGCGUCAUGCUAUUGUACAUACUCGUGAGCGCCCUUAUGAGUGUCGUUACUGCUACCGGAGUUACACACAGUCUGGUGAUCUGUACAGACACAUUCGUAAAACCCACGACCACACGCUGCCGGCCAAGCGCAGUAAAGCUGAGGCAACUUACAUGGAAACUAAUUCCCUCCAGCCUCCUCCACCACCUCCACCUAUAAGCUAACACUAUUGUUUAACUGUCUGAACAAAUAUGAUUUUGAUUCCUUAUAUAAUAACACUAUGAUUAACUUAUGGAAUGUAAAAAUAUUUUUAAAAUUGUUUUAAGCUCUAGAU
Messenger RNA from Periophthalmus magnuspinnatus, 2467 nucleotides. RefSeq names its product zinc finger and BTB domain containing 3 (gene zbtb3). The transcript has 3 exons. Gene Ontology annotation, cellular component: nucleus. Lineage: Eukaryota; Metazoa; Chordata; Actinopteri; Gobiiformes; Gobiidae. Gene Ontology annotation, biological process: regulation of transcription by RNA polymerase II. The record is from RefSeq and is a predicted model, not a curated record. Gene Ontology annotation, molecular function: RNA polymerase II cis-regulatory region sequence-specific DNA binding; protein binding; DNA-binding transcription factor activity, RNA polymerase II-specific. Bases 597 to 2357 code for a protein of 586 amino acids.